Molecule: messenger RNA, 4777 nt
Organism: Myotis daubentonii (Daubenton's bat)
Lineage: Eukaryota; Metazoa; Chordata; Mammalia; Chiroptera; Vespertilionidae
Gene: SCUBE2
Product: signal peptide, CUB domain and EGF like domain containing 2
Biological process (GO): signal transduction
Cellular component (GO): cell surface
Molecular function (GO): calcium ion binding
Source: RefSeq, a predicted model, not a curated record
CACACACCUCCGCAGCCGCUGCCUCGCCGCCGCCCGCGCCGCCGCCUCUGCCCGCAGCCGCCGCGCCUUCCAUGGGGGUCUCGGGCCGCGGCUGCCCCGGGGCGGCCCGGGCGCUGCUGCCGCUGCUGCUGCCGCUGCUGCUACGGGCGGCGGUGCUGCCCGGCCCGGGCCACGUCCCGGCGCCGCCCGAGGAUGUGGACGAGUGUGCCCAAGGGCUGGAUGACUGCCACACUAACGCCCUGUGUCAGAACACACUCACCUCCUACAAGUGCUCCUGCAAGCCUGGCUACCAAGGGGAGGGCAGGCAGUGUGAGGACAUCGAUGAAUGUGAAAAUGAACUCAAAGGAGGCUGUGUCCAUGACUGUUUGAAUAUUCCAGGCAAUUACCGCUGCACUUGUUUUGAUGGCUUCAUGUUGGCUCAUGAUGGUCAUAAUUGUCUUGACGUGGACGAGUGCCUGGAGAACAACGGCGGCUGCCAGCACACCUGCCUCAACACCCUGGGGAGCUACGAGUGCCGCUGCAAGGAGGGCUUCUUCCUGAGCGACAACCAGCACACGUGCAUCCACCGCUCCGAAGAGGGUCUGAGCUGCAUGAAUAAGAACCACGGCUGUAGUCACAUCUGCAAAGAGGCUCCAAAGGGCAGCGUCGCCUGCGAAUGCAGGCCUGGUUUUGAGCUGGCCAAGAACCAGAGAGACUGCAUCUUGACUUGUAACCAUGGCAACGGUGGGUGCCAGCACUCCUGUGAGGACACAGCUGAAGGCCCAGAGUGUAGCUGCCACCCACAGUACAAGAUGCACACAGAUGGGAGGAGCUGCCUUGAGCGCGAGGACACUGCCCUGGAGGUGAUGGAGAACAAUGCCACCUCAGUGGUGGACGGGGAUAAACGGGUGAAACGGCGGCUGCUCAUGGAAACGUGUGCUGUUAACAAUGGAGGCUGUGAUCGCACUUGUAAGGAUACCUCGACAGGUGUUCACUGCAGUUGUCCCGUUGGAUUCACUCUCCAGUUGGAUGGGAAGACCUGUAAAGAUAUUGAUGAGUGCCAGACCCGCAAUGGAGGUUGCGAUCAUUUCUGCAAAAACACCGUGGGCAGUUUUGACUGCAGCUGCAAAAAGGGAUUUAAAUUAUUAACAGAUGAGAAGUCUUGCCAAGAUGUGGAUGAAUGCUCUUUGGAUAGGACCUGCGACCACAGCUGCAUCAACCACCCUGGCACAUUCACAUGUGCUUGCAACAAAGGGUACACCCUCUAUGGCUUUACCCACUGUGGAGACACCAACGAGUGCAGCAUCAACAACGGAGGCUGUGAGCAGGUCUGCGUGAACACGGAGGGCAGCUACGGAUGCCAGUGCCACUCUGCGUACAAGCUCCACUGGAAUAACAAAGACUGUGUGGAAGUGAAGGGGGCCCUGCCCACUAGUGUGUCGCCCCACGUGUCCCUGCACUGCGGUAAGAGUGGCGGAGGAGACAGGUGCUUCCUCAGAUGUCACUCUGGCAUUCACCUCUCUUCAGGACUGCAAGAGGCCUACUCUGUCACCUGCGGCACUUCCCCUCCUCUCAGGAACAAACAGCAAAAAUCAAAUGACUCUGCUUUCGGGGAUGUCGCCACCAUCAGGACAAGUGUAACCUUUAAGCUAAAUGAAGGCAAGUGUAGUUUGAAAAAGGCUGAGCUGUUUCCCGAGGGUCUGCGACCAGCACAACCAGAGAAGCACAGCUCAGUAAAAGAGAGCUUCCGCUACGCACACCUUACAUGCGGCUUCCGCAAGCGAGUCCCGGGCGCCCCAGGCCGACCAAGCGCCACUAAGGAAGUGUUUAUCACUGUUGAGUUUGAGCUUGAAACUAACCAAAAGGAGGUGACAGCUGCUUGUGACCUGAGCUGCAUCGUAAAGCGAACAGAGAAGAGGCUCCGGAAAGCCAUCCGCACGCUCCGGAAGGCUGCCCACAGAGAGCAGUUCCACCUCCAGCUCUCAGGCAUGGACCUCGAAGUGGCUAGAAAGUCCCCCAGAGUGUCUGAACGCCGGGCAGAGGCCUGUGGAGUGGGCCAGAGCCACGUAGGAAACCAAUGUGUCAGUUGCAGGGCUGGGACUUAUUAUGAUGGAUCACAAGAACGCUGCAUUUUAUGUCCAAAUGGAACCUUCCAAAAUGAGGAAGGACAGGUCACAUGUGAGCCAUGCCCAAGACCAGACAAUCCCGGGACCCUGAAGACCCCAGAUGCUUGGAAUGUGUCUGAGUGUGGAGGUCUGUGCCAACCUGGCGAAUAUUCUGCGGAUGGCUUUGCACCCUGCCAGCUCUGUGCCCUAGGCACAUUCCAGCCUGAAGCCGGCCGUACUUCUUGCUUCUCUUGUGGGGGAGGCCUCCCCACCAAACACUUGGGAGCCACUUCCUUCCAGGACUGCGAAACCAGAGUUCAGUGUUCACCUGGACAUUUCUACAACACCACCACUCACCGAUGUAUUCGUUGCCCGGCGGGGACAUAUCAGCCCGAAUUUGGAAAAAACAAUUGUGUUUCUUGUCCAGGAAAUACUACAACUGACUUUGAUGGCUCCACAAACAUAACCCAGUGUAAAAACAGAAGAUGUGGAGGGGAGCUGGGGGAUUUCACCGGGUACAUCGAGUCCCCGAACUACCCAGGCAAUUACCCAGCCAACACCGAGUGUACGUGGACCAUCAACCCACCCCCCAAGCGCCGCAUCUUGAUUGUGGUCCCCGAGAUCUUCCUGCCCAUAGAGGACGACUGCGGAGACUACCUGGUGAUGCGGAAGACCUCUUCGUCCAAUUCUGUGACGACCUAUGAGACUUGCCAGACCUAUGAGCGCCCCAUCGCCUUCACCUCCAGGUCAAAGAAGCUGUGGAUUCAGUUCAAGUCCAACGAGGGAAACAGUGCCAGAGGGUUCCAGGUCCCGUACGUGACGUACGAUGAGGAUUACCAGGAACUCAUUGAAGACAUAGUUCGAGAUGGCAGGCUCUACGCAUCUGAGAAUCAUCAGGAAAUACUUAAGGAUAAGAAACUGAUCAAGGCGCUGUUUGAUGUCCUGGCCCACCCCCAGAACUAUUUCAAGUACACAGCCCAGGAGUCCCGGGAGAUGUUUCCAAAAUCCUUCAUCCGAUUGCUACGUUCCAAAGUGUCCAGGUUUUUGAGGCCUUACAAAUGAGUCUGCCCACAUGGCACCCAGCACCAUGUUUCGCCUGUGGGGUGGUGGACUGAGCCGUCUGCUUCUGCAGCCAGCCUACUUGGAUGUCGCUGCCUCUAGUAGCAGUGACUUGCUAGAGUUCAAUUUUUAUAGAUAAUACAGAUGUUUUGGUAAAUUGAACUGGUUUUCUUUCCCAGCAUUGUGAAUGUGGACUGGAAAUGGCUUUGGGUCUCACCCGCCUCUCAUGGCUGUGGGCAGAUGUCUUGGAUACAUCAAGGGCUGGCUGAGCUGGACCUCAGUCAGCUCAGGUGAGACUCACCUGACUUUCCUGUUCUCACUCCUCCUCAAUCGCACUGUGAGGGAAAGGAGGCCACAGAAGGGGCUGCCUUGUCUGAAACAUCAGCUUCCUCCAGCCCAGCCCUCCCUAAGGAAGCCCUCUGCACCCUGGGUUUAGGCUCUGAACAGGCAGAGAAAGGAAGGAGGAAGGGAGGGAGGAAGAGCCCUUUAGGCACCAUCCUCACACCUGAGACCUGGCAGGACUCCGUGUCUCCACAGCCUUCUCCUCCAGCCUGUGGCCUAAGUUUGAUCUCAGGAGCUCAAAUUCUAAGCAUUGAUCAUUUUAAAAAUACUUAAAGCAGAAAGAAUUAGAAAUACAGAGCUAAAAACUAAGCACUUCCUCAGACAUAAUAAUAUAGGCCCAUUGACGCCUUCCUUGUGACCAACUCCCACCUGUAGCAAGUCCACAGCGCAGGUUCCAGCACCAGUUGUGCCUUUACACACAGGCCUGGAGCAUUCAGGUCAGAAUCAUCUACCUUUAUGAAAAAGAAAUUUCACACGCCCUGAGUCAGGACUGCUAAGCGUCCUAUUUUCAUAGUGGGCUUCCCACUAUGGGUGUCUGAGGUUCAGGUGGGACACAGUGCGGACCAGCCUGGUAGGCUCGCCUUCCUUCCCCACUCCCCAAGGUCAGAGACGGACUCAGCUCCGAGCACAGGAGCAGCACCACUGAGGGUGGUCACCUCUGAAUGGUCACCCCACUGCCAGAAGCAGCUACACAGAUCCCGGUUUCUGUAUCUCAGAAUCAUCUCACCUUUGGUCAGCACAGCAGGGCCCCAUCAUCAUUAUCUCCCACAGGAACUUGAAUUUUCAACAUUAUUGAAUUUUUAAAAGUUUAAAUCCAUAGGCAAAAAUCUCAUGACAGUAAAUAAAAAUGGUUUCUAUCAAACAAGCUGCCAUUUCCCUAAUGAAUGGGCUGACUACACACAACCAUCGUGUUUUGUUCCUUUGUAAAAAACUAACUGUAUACAGUUCUCUAUACCAAAGUACUAAAAAAUGGUUAACAAAUAUUUUUUAUUUGUAUUUUUAAGACAGCUCUGUGAAGAAUAGAUUUUAGAAUGCAGGUAUGAAGGCAGAGAGCAGUUAACAAAUAUUUUUGAAGAAAAUGAAGACUAUUUCAUUAUUGUUGAAAUCACUUUUCACCUCAGUGUUUUUCAAUCUAUUAAUAACAUCGAUCUUUUGAAAAAUCCUCAUCAAACGUUUCUUCUUUAUUGGGAUGGGCCCUAAAAACCCAUUUCCAAACUUCUCUUAAAAAAUGUAAACUUCUUUAUUAAAAAAAAAAAUCAUUAAAACUACACCUGGAAUUUGUAAUCCCAGAA